Molecule: messenger RNA, 2096 nt
Organism: Sinocyclocheilus rhinocerous
Lineage: Eukaryota; Metazoa; Chordata; Actinopteri; Cypriniformes; Cyprinidae
Product: oocyte zinc finger protein XlCOF19-like
Exons: 2
Coding region: 313-915 (200 amino acids)
Biological process (GO): regulation of transcription by RNA polymerase II
Cellular component (GO): nucleus
Molecular function (GO): DNA-binding transcription factor activity, RNA polymerase II-specific
Source: RefSeq, a predicted model, not a curated record
AAGAAAAACACGCGUUGUUUUUGUCCCACGCAUGAUUGCAAGCAAGCGAAUUCGCGGAUGCGACGAGUGUUAACCAUGCCUUACUGCUCGGACUUUUCGUAGAUGUAACACAUUAGAAACUCUUGAAUUGUCGCGCUUGUUGUAACUGGGCAGUGUUGUGGAGUCCUGUGGGUUUCUCCGUCUGUAUCAGAUCCAUUCAACUUUACAGGGGAGAUCAGCUGAAUGUGUUCUGAUCAUUAACUGCGUGAAAGCGACAUCAGCUUACAGUUUAACAGGUUAAGGAAUGCCAGUCAUUCUGUCUGCAGGUGUGACAUGGAGAAUCCUGAGGCACCCAGAUUAAAUGUUGAAACGGUGAACGAGAUGCAUAACAAAGUAGAAGUCAAACCAAAUUAUGUGGCAAAGCUGCUUCAGGACCACAACGAGUACACCUGCAGCGUUUGCGGCGUCAGCACCUUCUCGCUCGCUCGGAUGAACAAACACAUGCAGUCCCACGACCGCGAUCGCCCGUUUCCCUGCGAGCUCUGCGGCAAGCGCUUCGGCUGUCGCAGCCAUCACACAGAGCACCAGCGCGUUCAUACGGGCGCUCGGCCGUAUACCUGUGACCGCUGUGAAUGGGCCUUUACCACCCGCCACAACCUGAAACGCCACCAGCUCGUCCAUGAUAAGGAGGAGACCUACAGCUGCAAUGUGUGUGGCCUUCUCUUCUGCCAGGAGCAUCAAAUGAGGAGCAUCAUGAGGGUCCAUCAUGAGCAACGCGGGUCUCCAAUCCGUCCAAAACUCAAGAAUAAAACCAAUCAGAACAUGGACCAGAAGAAGAAAAUACACAAAAGCCUCAAGAAACUUGGCAGAGAUGCUUUCGAAAGGCUGAACACCAGAAUCCAGAGGAUUGCUUAUGACAUUGAGGUUGUGUUGUGAAGAAUAUCGACGACAUUAGUGCUAGGCAUCAUACUUUAGGCUUUUUUUGUGGCCAGUGUGAUUGCAACAAUCGCAAACAUGUCUUUUCGUCGUGUUGAUAAGGAGCAGGGCUGUUGGUUUUCCCAUAUUUAUAUAUUCUGCAACAUCAUAGAGCUUCUGCUCUAACAUUGUCGCAACCAGAGUUGUAAUGCAAGUGAUGUAGUUUUGAUAUGUCGCUGCUCUCGUGUUCGGUAUAAACGCAUUGCUGUAGAUCAUUUACAGUUUUAGGUGACAUUUUCUGUAUUAAUGUAUUAUUCAGUUGCGGUUUGGCCACAGGUGUUUGUAUUUCAACUAAUUUACUAAAUCUCAUGACAGUGUGCAUCUACUCAUUCGUUAAGAAUAAUCAGUUCUUCUGGUUCGCGUUCAAAUCAAGUUCAAAAUAUAAAGAGAAAUGAAAUUGUUUGAGGAAAUGAUCAUAAACUAGAUGUCUUUGAGAUAAAAUCGGCAGUAAAAAAAAUACAAAGGAACGUUUUUGUUGAGACUCUUGUGCACUUUUAGAUUUAAAUCCAUCAAUCUAUAGGAAACCACAGAGCGGUUAAAGAAAACGGUUAAAAGCUGGAAUUCUAGCUAUAGCCGCUAUAGUAUAGCGAUGCAGAUCUAAGACAAUGAGGAGCAUUACUAUAUAAUGUCUUAAGUGAUUUUCUAAAGACGCUGGAAUGGACAACAGUAUCCAUCAGAAAUGUACGUCUUUGAUAUUUCUAUAAUGUGCUCUAAGCAGUGCAUUUAUAUAAUGCUCUUCACUUUAGACUUUUACAUUAAGUAGUUUUCUUAGCAUAAAAAGUUCUGCUUUUAUUAUUUAAAAUGUUUUUAUUUCUGCUUCUCAAGGCCUGUUUUUGUCGUGCCUGUAUAAAGCACUUGAAUAUGACAUGUUUGAUGUAAAUAAACGUUUUUUUCUCAUGGUAUUACGCCAAAACAAAACUUUGUGAAUUUCACGCUCCCCGUGUAUUUGUUCUUUCACUUUCACUUGAAAGUACACUCUGUUUUUAUUGGAGGUUGGCAUCGGUAAUACCAUAGUAACUGCAUGGCAAUGUGCUGAAAUCUAUCCGAAACAUUCUGGCAUUGUAGAUGUCACUAUUGCACAGGUAACCAAUCACAUUUCAGUUCUUAUCUUAUGUGAUGACUCUUCACCACCACCAGAUGGC